ACAGCACGAAGGCUGACAAAAUAUAAUUUAAACCAAAACAUAUAAAAGUGUGUUUUAAAUAUUUAUUUUUAAGAAAGUUGUAAAAGUUUUAUAUAUAAUGAGUGUAGAAGAAGGGAAGAAAUUCGUAGACGUUAUGGUGCAGUGCCGUUUGGAAGAAAACCAAAAUUUCGAGUUAUUACAAGAUAAUUUGAUGUCAGUACAUCUUCCGACAAAAAGCUGGGGUUAUACAAGAGGAAAUAAAUUUUUUCUUGGUUUUGAGAAGGCUGAGAAAGAAGCAUUGAUUCGAAAAAGAAUUGUGGUAUUUCCCACUUUAAAAAUUAAAAUUUUUUUGGAUGACAAAGAAAUGGUAUUUUCACAGUUUAUAAAAUUAAAGAGUAUAGACGAAUUAAAUAGACUUUUGAAAUGUAUAGAAAACAUUGAAUUAUAA
Molecule: messenger RNA, 427 nt
Organism: Leptopilina boulardi
Lineage: Eukaryota; Metazoa; Arthropoda; Insecta; Hymenoptera; Figitidae
Exons: 2
Coding region: 98-427 (109 amino acids)
Source: RefSeq, a predicted model, not a curated record